CACUUCUUGAUGUUUGGACAGGAGCCACGAUUGCCUGUAGAUUUUCUGUUGGGGAGAGAACCACAGCUAAGGGAGGGUAGUGUGCAUGACUGGGUCUUGGAACAUCAAACGAGGCUCCAGGUGGCCUUUGCAGGUGCACGGGAACGGUUGCAGGUCAUGGCUGAUAGGCGCAAGGCCAAUCAUGAUCAGCACGUCCGAGAUGAACCAUUGGUGGAGGGUCAACUGGUGUACCUCCGUGAUUAUGGGGUAAGGGGCCGCCAUAAAAUCCAGGACCUAUGGAGCCCAGUGGUCUACCAAGUGAUAAGGGCACCCAAAGAAGGUGGUGUAGUGUACACCAUUGCACCUGUAGAUGACCUGACCAAGGUAAGGAACGUGCAUCGUUCACUGCUAAAGAGAAGAGUCUGUAAGGACACAGUUGGUACUAACCAUGGCAGUCCUUUACCUGACCCAGUUGUGGGCACAUCAUCGUUAGCUGAGGAAGAGGAUGAGGUAGAUUUAUUAGCUUUGGUCCAAGAACGGGAUCAAGUUGAUGUCGAAUUGAGAAUUGGUGGGCUGGCCUCUGGGGUGGAACAUGGUCCACAGGAGAGGGUGAGUGUUACGGGACCCGUUCCUGCUAACUGGCCAGGAUUACAGGCUCCAGCUAGGGAUACAGCUAUGUUGCCGGAGCCACAGCCUGAAGCCCUGGUUAGGGUGGAUGAGGGUGCGUUACGCAGGACAAAACGUGCAAAUGCGGGCCAACAUCCAAAUGUACACCAUCUUCCCCAUUCAGUAGGUGGGACAGGUGAGGGCUCCCAGCAGCAAAUGCAUGGCAUGGUGCCAGGCAUUUUUAGGCCAUGGGAUUAGGUAAUCCUGACCCUAAUAGUAGGACCGUCGGGGCGACGAUCCGUCAGUGGGGGGUAGAUUGUAGUGGGACGAACUGUGGGUGUCCCUUUAAAUUGUCAUGAAAGCAUCAGUUGUCCAAUCAGAUACAUGCAAGACUAUAUAAAAGGGGACUUUUAAUGCACCAUGUUGUGUGAUCACCGCUUGUGUGUCAUUGCCCGAGGCCCGCCCCUUCCUGGUUUAGACUCUUCCUGUCUCACAGGUAUGUGCUUGCUAGCAAGUGUGUAUCAACGUGUGUGUUUGUGGUAACUAGCGUUAUUUGAAUUAUAGUUUCCAACGUGUAAUCAUUCCAUGUGGCUCGGCGACUGCUUUUAAACAUGAACCCGCCGUAAUCCCGUGCCUUCUUGCCGGUUUGAUGUCCAUUUGCCUGUGCGGCUGGACUUGUGGUCGAAACGACAAUAUUAAGGUGGAAUAGUUUUAAGAGGAGUCAUUCAGUGCGGCCUGCGGGGCAACGUACUUUGAUGCUGCUGCUUUGUUUUUACUCUGCUUUGUUUUUACUCUGCUUUGUUUUACUUAAUUUUGUAUGCUUUGUGUUACUUUACUUUGUCUGCUUUGCUAGCUUUGUUUGCUUUGUUU
This is a messenger RNA of Silurus meridionalis, 1455 nucleotides long. RefSeq lists its product as uncharacterized. The record is from RefSeq and is a predicted model, not a curated record. NCBI's taxonomy places the organism in Eukaryota, Metazoa, Chordata, Actinopteri, Siluriformes, Siluridae. The coding region runs from base 10 to 843 and encodes 277 amino acids. The transcript has 2 exons.